GGUUAUCCGUUCUGCUUACUCGUUUUCUUUUCUGCGUAAUCGCUAAGCAUCCUAAGCAUAGGAAAUUUUGCCCUCCUUUAUUUCGAAGUCACUUCGAAAACCCUAAACCUAUCUCCAGCUUCAACCAAGCCUUGAAUUCGUUUUGAUUUUCUCAUCGAAGAUCGUCGUUUACUUCUAUCUUAAUCUAAAUCGAUGGCGGCUAAACCACUUACAAGUGAAACGAUCGCCCUCACAGAAAAGAAAAUGGACAUGACUCUGGAUGAUAUCAUAAAAAUGUCAAAAAAUACUUCAAACAAGGGCAAGAAGCCACAAAGAAUACCGAAUAAAAGUCAGAGGCCUGGGAGUAAUGCUGCUAAAGAUAAGGCUUUCAAAGUACGGCAGUACAUGGACUCGCGGGCAUCUCUUAGACAGGGGGCUCUAGCUCAAAGAAGGUCUAAUUUCCAGGGGAACGGGUUUCCUUUUGCAGCUGAGGCUGCCCGAAGGGCUGCAGUUGCUCCAAUUCGGAAUAGAGCUUUUGAUAGUAGCAGGGUGGCUAAUUUGAACAAACCAAGGAUAGGAGCGCCACCUUUCCAAAGAAGGGUUGGAAAUGGAGGCUUUGCAGUGAAGCCACGGCGGCCGCUGCAGCAACAGCAACAUAACCAGCAGCAACGAGAGCGACAAGGGAACACGGAAACAAAGCAAAAGCCUAAAACAUUGGAUUCCAUGUUUGCCAGCAUGAAGGAAGAGAGAAUGAAGGUAUUUUCUUCACAACAGAACAGCAAUGUACCAGCCGACGGUGGUGGGAGGCAAAGAAGGCCGUGGGGAAGAGGCCGAUUUGUCAAGUGAUGUGUUGGAUAUCUUUACGUAUGUUAGGAUUUCUUCGAUGAUGUUUUUGUCUUGGUUUUUCACUAGCGGCUUUUUAAUGUUGGGAAAUGUGAUAAAUGCAGAAGGUUCAACUGAAAACUAGGUGUGUGUAUGUUGCUUUUCUUCAAUUGCUCGUAUUUGUUCUUUGAAACUAUUCCUCUUAGUAAUGCAUUAAUGGUGUUUGUAGUCGAA
Hibiscus syriacus is the source of this 1035-nucleotide messenger RNA. RefSeq lists its product as uncharacterized. The transcript is spliced from 7 exons. Bases 193 to 825 code for a protein of 210 amino acids. NCBI's taxonomy places the organism in Eukaryota, Viridiplantae, Streptophyta, Magnoliopsida, Malvales, Malvaceae. The record is from RefSeq and is a predicted model, not a curated record.